AUGGUCCCCACAGCCUGGUGUGCUCUGGCAGUUCUCUGGCGCCUGGUUCCCUGCCGGUAAAUGCACUUGCGCUCCUGCUGGGUAUACAGGUUCUGGGCAUGGCUGCCCAACCAUCCUCGUCUUUCUGACCCGUUGUGGUGCUGUUUUUAGUAGUUAAAAUCCUGAUCAAAGGUUUGGUGUGAACCAGUGGAAGACCAAGGUUCGGGCCCGCCCGCACCAUCCACCUGCGCCCUUUCUUCCCCCCCCCGGUUUUCUUGACUCUCUUUUGACACCGGGCCCAGAUGGAGGAAGAUAAGAGGGUGCGGUAGAUGUUGCGCAAGGCUGCACUCGCUAAAACUAGCUCAUGCACAAGUCACCACGCCUGCUUCACCUGCACGCGGCGGACACAGUCGACAACGACGCUCGAACUGUUAGGGGCAAUUCCCAUCCUUGUAUAAAUCUUUCGAGAAUAUGAUAAAUAGCGUUUUAAAACAGGUCUAACGACCAGAUGUCUCCUUGACGAACGUCUGACCGAUGUUCGAACAGUUCCGGAAGAUUGCUAUGAGCACGACCUUGUGCAUAAGUAAGACAGCUGAAGGCCCUGAUCACAGGAACUGCCAUAAUUGCAGCUCUCGGUCGCCAUUUAUUGCUUAAGACAACAGACAGACGGGGAUGAAAAAGAGAAUCUAGUCUUACUGCUACCAUAACUCUACGUACGCCGACUCCUAAACCUUCUUUUCACAAGCGACGUAUUCAGAAGACACGGCGUUGUCCAACUGGCGCGUUCAUAUUGGUUGACAUCGGAGCACCUGUGUGGACUGACACUCCGCGGAUAGUCUGAACCGAAAGGUUACUCGUGACCGAGUGGCGCGUUAAGCACCGAUUCAGGCACGUGCUUGAUACGCCAGAAUGUUCCACGUCUCCCUCUCGUGCGUGAACGCCGAACACCCAGGCCGGCUUUACAGGAGUAGUUGGUGUCUUCACACCCUCCGGCUUGGUAAUCCGGUUACCGAAGUCUGACCGUCGGGGCGGUUAAGAUUGCAAUGACGACCGUAUACAACUGGGACAAUAGGGAGUCUUUGUAUGAGCCAACGUCGGCGGGAGUGGAUGGCUUGCCGUACCUAUAAGUAGUUCAAAGCAAGCCACCGUAGACCACCUUCUAUACACCCCAGCAGUAUUGUGGUCAUCAGGUGGGGCUACCAAACAACAUCUUACCUAAAUAUCUAAAUACGUGGUAAGUAAACUGGCGGUUAAAAACAGCCUCUGGGUGCAUUUAAAAGAACAGAAGUUCGAAAAGUCGAAUUGGCAAACACUUUUCUUCAGUAAUUCAUCAUCAGGCCACUGAAAUUACACGCAGAAUAGGCGUGAGUUUAUAAAUGUCUCAAGCGUUAUUCACACUGGUUCUCACAUCGCUAGCAUGAUGAGGUCGGUGGGCGAGGGUGGAGUUAGGGUGUGCGCGGUGUCAUGCACGCGAAGCACGAAUGACUGUCAUUCGGGGGUCGAGGUCAGAGUGCGAUCAAAACCUGGAGCCGACGUCGGCUACGGGAGAUAGAGCGCUUGGUCGUUUGCCAACAAAGCGCUGGACUCGAUAGCCGAAUAACCUCGAUAGCCUCGCCUGUUGCUAGCACCCGAUGUCAUAGGCUGUUGGGAUAGUUUGCUGGCGCCCGAUAGACUCAGUGAUUCGUGUCGAACAGAAUAGAACUUAGAAUCGAUAGGCUUUAGCCUCUACCGAAAACAUGCAUUUUCCAGUUGGAGAUUUCAGGCCUAAAAUGGGAAUAUUCGCAGAAAAUUGGUUCUUGGCCCCUGCUGACUGGCAACUGGGGUUGUUGUUUUUAAAACGACCUUCAAUCAAAUGCUUGUGAAUUCACACCUAGAAGGGUUUGGGGGUACUGUCGUCACUAGUCAACCCACAGGUCGGAAAGCAAAAUUUGAAUACGAUUGCUCUACCGACUGAGCUGCCUCCUCCCAUCCUGUUGAUUAGGAUUAUUUUAAAAAUACUAGAGAGAACUGUCUUGGUGUUAAUUUUUGGUUCACCAGAAGUAGACCUCUCAUGCCAAUGUGAGGGCAUUAAAUAGAGCAACCUCAAGGAAUCCAGCUAAGCUGAAAUGGUCUGCGAGAAGUCUUUCGGUACUCACGAAAAGGACAGAAGUGUUUCAGUCGUAAGUUGAGUGUGAUACAGGAAAGGAUAACGAUAGGGUAUAGGAAACCCAACUAACGUGAACUAGCCUGUUUACCGUGCCAUACGUUGACUGGUGAGAGAAGGGAUUUUACGGGUGGGGCAGUACACAGGACGGAGGGCAAGAGGACAUAGAAAAUCGACAAAUUUCUGCCGAAAGUCUUAUCGUACGCUGUUGUCUUACAAAGAAAGUGAACGCAACAAUAAAAAAUAAAAAAUUAAUUUGCAGAAAAUAACGGACUUCAAAUGAAGCGGCUCUUGUAAGUUUACAUUUAAUCAGGAAGAGAAGGAAAUAUCAAAUAAUGGGAACGGUGAAUAACAAGUGAUGUUUACAGUCACACAGAAUUCUAGAGUAUAUUUUUGAGUUGUCAACUUCUUGGGGUCCUACACCUUAUCAUUACCCAGGGGAAGUAACAAACAGUGAUUUUCUAGAGCAAAAAGGAAUAUUAAAGUGUUCUAGGACAUCCUUCAGCCAAUACAGAACGUGGCAAGUCCUAAUCAGAGCUGCACAACUAUACAGGUAGUAUCCUAGACGAGGAAGGACAAGGCGGAGAACGCAGUUCUCCUAGUGAGACCGUUCUGAAUGGAAAGUCAGGGUGCUGGACAUUUAGGAGGAAAUUGCGAGCAAUUACUUUUUUUCUCGACAUGCCUACAACCAUUUGUCUGAUUGCUUUUGGAUUCAAACAACUGUGUGUAGUCAGUCCGAGGUUGGGCAUAGGAAUAUGGACCGCAGCGUAUUCAAAGUGGCCUUUCCCCAAAUUCCAGGGGGGGGGGGCGAGUAAGGGCCAGAAGGGUGGGGGCUACGAGAGCUAAGGUUAAAGUUAGGACAGGGAAGUAGGUAUUCCCUGGAAUUUAACUUGAGAUCACACGUAAUACGUGCGAAUCGGUAUUUGCGCUCCUGACCCAGUUCGAGAUGGAAUAAUCAAGCGGUCUAAUUUUCAUCGUCUUCCCUACGAUUGGUGGAUCCUGCCUCAGUGGGUGAAAUAAAGUCAGCCAGUGAACGUUAAGGUGGUCAGCCGACGAGCACUUUCCCAUUGCAACUUGGGGUGGGGAGACCAUUUUGGCCUACUGAAUCUUUUCUUCGCCAUGUCUCGUGCUCUCCGGGACACUUCGGUGUUGAUUUUUGAAAUGGUACAAAGUGAACACCGUAGCCUUGAUCCCGAAAAUUUCUGCGCGUGACGAUACGUGCGUUAACAGUCCAUCCUGGAUGGAACAAAAAAGAUAACUUUUUACGUGGCGCCUUUGUGAGAUUUGGGCGCAGGCUAAGAGAUAAGUAAAAAUCCAGUCUCUGGCAUCCACUAAUCAGUGAGUAAACACGUUUUCCCAUGAAACUGAACUUCGCCAUAGCAUAGGAUGGUUUUCAGUCAUCGCAAGCAAGUUGACAAUAUGGGGUGAAUUUAAAGUUCAUAGAUCAGAAUCUUGCCAGCAGUAAAUUAAGAAGGAAUUUGCAGAAUCUGCCAGUCCUGGCACUUUCAUCCGAAUCGGGAAUCCAGGGCCUCUUGGCAGAACACGACUAUGGGGUUGUAACCACUCGUUCCGUCAAUCAUUGCACCCCACACUUCAGUGCGCAAGUAGCUUUAGAUAAUUAGGCCGCGAGACGAGUGACACACCUUACAAUUCCAAGUAGUUUUUUGCCAAGACCGAGCUGGGAGAAGUUGGCAACCUCACCAGAUAGAAAGCACAUUUUGUCAGCUGCGGGCUUUGCCGAAUGCCUAACGAUGAGCUGUUAACAAAACUGCCAGACAUCCGCGCUCGAGAACUUGCUCUUGAACAGCGGCCCAGAGGAAGCCUAGGCUCGCCUUGUGAGUCCGGAGGAAGCAAACGGCGACCAUCAGCCCAGCCGAUAGUCACGGCAUAGAGUUUCACAUCACACCUUGUCUGCCUUCCCAAAUGCGCUAAUUACUGUUUGGUUAUCUGGCCGGUGUUUUUACCCCCCCCCCUCUGCCAUCGAAACUGAGUGUUUUCGGUCUAUCCAGACAAGGGAUUUGUCACUGGCCUACGGCGCAGGGGGGCACUGUUGGUGAUGGUGCAUAUCACUGACGCUAAAGUACAUUCGGAGCUACCUGCCCUCUCAAAGGAGUAUGCUGGAAUAAGGGUUGUACUGAUCACACUUUCGCCACGUGCGACACUUCAAGCCAAGGCUGGAGGGGGGGGGAGCCAGUGCAGUGAGUUCGUGCUGUUGGCAGCCCCCCACAUGUGCAGUUCAACGGUGGCUGAACCCCUCGCACCCACCUUCACAUUGGUCUGCUGAUAAGUGCUUGACUUUUGAAGAUUGGCACAACUUUUUAUAGUCGCACUUGUUUCUGGUACCUGGCAUGGCCCUGCAAAACUUUCCUCCAGGGCUCUGGUGUAGGGAGCACGUGCUUAAACCGCCUCCUGACAGAUGGUGGUGGUGGCAAACCCUGCUUUCUCCAAAGUUUCCAGAGAACCUGCUGGCGACAAUGACCGUGUGAUUGACGGGUUGUCGGUACAGACGCUUAACAUCAAUCCCCUUAAUGCACAUGUUUUCAGACAAAAACGCCACGUCAGGGGGUGAUUUGCUCCUAUGGUACUCUCCUAAGCUAGCAACACGUGGAUUAGAUGUGGCAAAGCAGAUGCAAAAUGCAAUCGUGGCACUGCGUUUUAGAGAAAAUACGCAGCAAAAUGGACAUCCCCCCCGUUUUCCGGUCAAGCCAUUCUUAACAUAUGUUCGUUUGCCUGCCUACGAGGCCCUCGAGGGAGUCUGUAAACGCCUGGUUUUUGCCGCAUGCUGACCUGAAAUUUUGGUUUUUAUGAAUAUCAUCCUUAAAAAAGAAAUACAAGGAAACAAUAACCGUAGAGAAAGAGAAGAAGUACCGAUAAAAAUCUUGGAAGCACUAGCUAAGGUCUCAUUUCCAAUCCCUGGCCUCGAAGUAGGAAACAUAGUCCCCACCUAGACAUGUUUUUCAUGUCUGUAACAAAGAACGCCUCAGCUAGUGGGUUUUAGGAUGGCUGGCAUGAAUGUGAGAUCAGAUUGAAUAUUAUGGGCAGCUGCGAUCGUGGAAAUGGAUGGCCCCAUUACUUUUAUUUAGAAGUUCGAGUUUUCUGGCAUGUGCGCUUGGUUCAGUUACUCCUCUCCUGAAGGGCAAUUCAAUAAGAUUUGGCUGCAGUAUUCGAUUCAAAUACCCCUUGGCUCCCUCCUAAAAGACUUUUUACAGGAAGACAGGGGACAUUUUGAGGUUACAGGCCUGACUACCCUCAGCUGGGACUUUAUGGUGAUUCAAACUGUUAAAGACAUCUCCUUCCGUGAAGAUGGUCAGGCAUUCACUAAGCUGUUGCAAACUUGGUGGGGGAUUAAAUGACUUUCCGCGGUAUCUUUUCUUCGACUUCGUAAAAUUAUUUUUAACUGCUCUGCUCCAGGACUUUGGAGGAGGUCAGUUGGCACGUACCUUUCACUGUUGCCCAGGAACGGAAUUGCAGCCUUCCUUAUGAUGAUGAUGAUGAUGAUGAUGAUGAUGAUGAUGAUGAUGAUGAUGAUGAUGAUGAUGAUGAUGAUGAUGAUGAUGCCAGUUUGCUCGCCCAGCCUACUGCAACCGAUGGAAUCCACAAAUUUUGA
This is a messenger RNA of Spirometra erinaceieuropaei, 5729 nucleotides long. Lineage: Eukaryota; Metazoa; Platyhelminthes; Cestoda; Diphyllobothriidea; Diphyllobothriidae. The record is from the annotation of a GenBank genome assembly.